Molecule: messenger RNA, 6372 nt
Organism: Anoplophora glabripennis (Asian longhorned beetle)
Lineage: Eukaryota; Metazoa; Arthropoda; Insecta; Coleoptera; Cerambycidae
Exons: 8
Coding region: 65-5701 (1878 amino acids)
Cellular component (GO): lysosome
Molecular function (GO): cysteine-type endopeptidase activity; cysteine-type endopeptidase inhibitor activity
Source: RefSeq, a predicted model, not a curated record
AUAAAUAAACCGCAACAUUGUGUAGUCAUAGAAUGGUCAUAGAUGUGAAGUGUAAAGUGUUAUAAUGGUGUGCUUUAAAUUGACUUUUAUUUUAUUUUGUUGUGUCUUCAGAGCGUAUACAUCAAAUAUAAAUGAAACUGAACAGUAUGAGCCCCAUAUUUCAGCUAUUUUAAAGCAUUUAAAUUCAAAUCCCAAUAAAAUAUAUGAUUAUAAGAAGGGCAUACUCGUCAAUUCCCAGCAAAAGGCAGAUAUUUUUGAAUUGACCAUUGACGUUGACGUAACUUGUAUCGUGAACUAUCCAGGGGUACCAUGUACCGAGCAAGUGUUAACUUGUAAUGGAUUUGUACAAAACAGUGACGGUCAAUAUCGAGUACUAAGCGAUGUAUUGUGUAAUCCUAAACAAGAUGCUUCAGUUGAAAGCUUAAAUGAUGGCAGUACUAUACCAACAAGGUCUCAACAUGAUUCUAAAAUUGAUCUUAGUCAUGAGGCUGUACCUUCCAAUCAAAAUGCUGACUUUGUAGCAGUAAAACCUGAUACCGCGCCAUGUGUGGGAUGUCCAUUUGAUUUAAACACAGACAUUGAAGGCACUUCGUCAUUGGUAGACACAGCUUUAAGACACAUAGAAACCGAAAAAACUCAGAAGCAUAUCGCAGUUAAAGUCAUUAGAUUACAACAACAGGUUGUUGCUGGGAUAAAAUACUUUUUGAUUGUGGAAGUGGCUCCAACAGUCUGCCAAAAACAUGUCGAUUUAUAUUCAACGAAUUGUCCUUUAGAUGGCAGUGUAGAUAGCUCGGUGUGUGAAAUAAUUUUCUUACAAAGGCCAUGGCUUAGUAAGGACACACUAAUAAUUGGGAAUAAUUGCACUACAUCUCAAAAAUAUCCACCCGAAAGUAUAAGGAAUCAAAGAGAUGAUAUGAGCAAUGAAAUAAAUACUAAUUCAGAUGUCAACAAAAAUAAAGUAAGGGAAAUGAAUUCACAACGUCUAGCUGAUUUGGAAUCCCAAAUUUUACUUAUGGAACCAGAAAAUACAAAACCAUUUCCAAAGGAUAAAGUUCAAGCUAAUUCAUUCCCCAAAAAAAUCCAGUACGAAGAAGUAAUAGGUAAUCCUACCAAUAAUCAGUUGUAUACCACAUACAAGGUACAAAAUGAAAACUAUGAGCCUGUUGCCGUGACACACGGUCAGUCUACCAAUGCUUUUAGUACAGCGACAGAGAAAAAUGUUAAUACAGAAAACAGUAACAGAGAAUCAAGUGAUAUUUCAAAUUCAGAAAAUGGCCAGACAGAUAGCACAACUGAUCCUUUAAAUGAAAAUGGCGAGGGAGAAAAAAUAAACGAGAACAAAAAUGAUGAUAUUAAUUUGCAAGAAACUAGGCCAAAAAGAGAAGUUGACGAUUCUGAUUCAGAUUCUUCUGAAAGCAAAGAAGAUAAAGUCAGAGAGCCACGAGAUUUAGCUAAUUCAAAUUCAGAUUCCUCAGAAAGCCAUGAAGAAGAAAGAGAGGAAGUAAUAAGGCCUAAGAGGAACACAAGAGGAAAAGAUGAUGCAGAUGGUACUUCAGAAAGUGAAAGUAAGGAGUCUUCUGAGACUCAUGAAGAUAAUAAAACAGAGGAAUCCCAUCACAGGAGAAGACAAGAUCUAGAAAAUUCUGAUUCAGAUUCCUCAGGAAGUCAUGAAGAUGAAAGAGAAGCAGUAAGACAUAAAAGGGGAAAAGAUGAUGCAGAUGGUACCUCAGAAAGUGAAAGCAAGGAGUCCUCUGAGACUCAUGAAGAUAAUAAAACACAGGAAUCCCAUCACAGAAGAAGACGAGAUUUACAAAAUUCUGAUUCAGACUCCUCAGAAAGCCACCAAGAUGAAAGAGAAGCAGUAAGACCUAAAAAGGAUUCAAGAGGAAAAGACGAUGCAGAUGGUACUUCAGAAAGUGAAAGUAAGGAGUCCUCUGAAACUCAUGAAGAUAAUAAAACAGAGGAAUCUCAUCACAGAAGAAGACGAGAUUUAGAAAAUUCUGAUUCCGAUUCCUCUGAAAGUCACCAAGAUGAGAAAGAAGCAGUACGACCUAAAAGGGGUACAAGAGGAAAAGACGAUGCAGAUGGCACUUCAGAAAGUGAAAGCAAAGAGUCUUCUGAGACUCAUGAAGAUAAUAAAACAGAGGAAUCCCAUCACAGACAAAGACGAGAUUUAGAAAAUUCUGAUUCAGAUUCCUCAGAAAGCCACCAAGAUGAAAGAGAAGCAGUACGACCUAAAAGGGAUACAAGAGGAAAAGACGAUGCAGAUGACACUUCAGAAAGUGAAAGCAAAGAGUCUUCUGAGGCUCAUGAAGAUAAUAAAACACAAGAAUCGCAUCACAGAAGAAGACGAGAUUUACAAAAUUCUGAUUCAGACUCCUCGGAAAGCCAUGAAGACGGAAAAGAAAAAGCAAUAAGACUUAAGAGGAAUGCAGGAAGAAAGGAUGAAGAUAGUACUUCAGAAAGUGAUAAUAAACAGUCCUCUGAAAGUCAUGAGGAUAAUAAAUCUCAGUCUACAAAAAGCUUAGAUUUAGAAAAUUCUUCGAAUUCAAAUUCAUCGGAAAGCGAACAGGACAAAAGAGGGGAAUCUUUAAGGUCUACUGAUAAUAGUAAUUCUUCGAGCAGUAGUAGUUCGGAAGACAAAUCGAAACAAGAGAACCGAAUAAAACGCGAGUCCAAUAAUAAGGUUGAUAGUAGCUCAUCAUCCAGUAGCAGUUCAGACGAUGAAAGUAAAGAAAAGAAUAAGCAUGAAAAUGGUCAAGAUAACAGUGAUUCUUCUAGUAGCAGUAACAGUUCGAAAGACAAAUCAAAGGAACAAGAGACCAACAAUAAUGACAGCUCAUCGUCGAGCAGUAGUUCAGACGAAAGUAAAAAAAAGAAUAAAAAAACGCAGGAGGAUGAUAGCAGUGAUUCUUCUAGUAGCAGUAACAGUUCGAAAAGCAAAUCAAAGGAACAAAACAGAAUAGAACAAGAGGCCAACAAUAAUGACAGCUCAUCGUUGAGCAGUAGUUCAGACGAAAGUAAAGAAAAUAAUAAAAAAACACAUGAGGAUGAUAACAGUGAUUCUUCUAGCAGCAGUAGCAGUUCGGAAGAAAACUCAAGAGAACAAAACCGAAUAAAACACAAUACUGACGAUGUCAAUGUGGAGGUCAGAAUUAAUAAAGUAAAACGAUCUGUUGGCCAACUUGAAAAAAUUACCCAGGAAGAGAAAUUCUUAGUGAGAGACCUGGCCGAUUUCGCAGCUUUUUCAUUGGAUAACAUCGACGAUGACAAUCACAAAAGGGUAAUUCUGCAAAUAUUAAGUGCCAAGAAACUGAAACUCGAUGGAAUUUAUUAUCACAUAAUUUUACGGCUCGGUAUAUCCCAGUGUUCUGAAAAUGAAGACGACGAGAACUGCAGAGAAAAGCUAUUCCCUGACCUCACUAAGAUUUGUAAAGUACUUGUACACGUAGAAGAUGACCUCUCGAAUCCCAAAGUGGUCAAAUCUCAAUGUCAAAACACCAAGAAAGAUGACCGUGACAGAAACAGAACCAAUUAUAGCAGGUAUCGUCGAAAUACCUUGGUAGGGGCCCCUUCGAAUAUAGCUUUAGAUGAUCCAAGAAUACUCGAAUUUACUAAAGACACGUUAACAGAGCUAGAUGCCAAAUCUGAACACCCUAACAGGCAUAAAGUAAAUAAAAUAGUAUCGGCUACGUCUCAGGUGGUGGCGGGAGCUAAAUAUAAGAUAAAGGUGGAAAUCUCACUGUCGGAUUGCUUAAAAACUGAUGCAAAACCUUUAGAGGAUUGUGACUUUCCUCAAAAUACCAUAUUCAAAGUAUGCGACAUUGUGGUGUGGGAUCGGCCUUGGUUACAUCAACGCCAAACUACAGUCAAAUGUGAUGAUAGUGAAAAAGAAUACUAUUUUGAAAACAAAAGUAGAAAGAAUAGGUCGUAUUCUAAUCAAAUAAUUUUUGACAAAGAUGAUUUGCGAAGAUCGAUAAACAACAAAGAAAACUUAAGGCCUUUAGGAGGGAUCGAAGAGCAAUCGCCAGACAAUCUGAAAGCUUUAAAGUACCUGAAAGAUAUCCUAGCUUAUUUGGAUAAUGAGUCUGGCCACUACAACAAAUUAAAAGUGCAGGACAUUAUAUCGGUGGACAAACAAGUCGUCGCUGGAGAAUUGUGGCGCAUUAAAGCCACCGUUACACUUUCUGACUGCCCCCAAAAUAAAUCGGUCGAUCCACAGGACUGCAAAGAAUUAGAAGGAAGUGAAAGUCGCACCUGCGUUUUUAAAAUAUGGGACCGUCCAUGGCUGCCAAACGGUAGAGAGGUACAAACAUCCUGUGAGAACGAAUCCGUACCUUACAGUUUUAGACUGAAACGUAGCCUUGGAACUCCUAGAUAUAUUAUUCCUGGUUCACUGGAUGAAACUAAUGAACCCAAUCCAAAAGUUUUACACUAUGUGAAGUCUGGUUUACAAUAUCUCGAUUCGCGGUCUCCUCACUCGACCAAAUAUACUAUUAAGAAUAUUAAGAAAGUGUCAAAACAAGCAGUGCCUGGUCAGUUUUGGCGCGUUACGGCAGAAAUAGUACUGUCCGAUUGUCCAAAACGGUACUACACUCAGUACUGCGAAGAAUUAGAAGACAGCAAAAGCAAAAUAUGUUAUUUUACAAUCUGGGAACAGCCUUGGUUGUCGAACAGUUUACAAAUCAAUAUAACCUGCGAGAACGACGACAAUUUAUACUCGUUUUCUCCUAAGAGCACUCAACACAUAAAUACAUUCCAUAACCAGGAACUUCUCGUCAAAUUUAACGAUUUCAUGAUAAAGCACAAUAAAACCUAUUUAAGUGAUACCGAAUACAACUAUCGCCUGAAAGUGUUCAAAGACAACUUAAACACAAUUAAAUUACUUAACAACUAUGAGCAAGGCACAGCUCAGUACGGCGUAACUCAGUUCGCGGACUUAACAGCAACUGAAUUUUCAAAGUCUCACGGAUUACGUCCGGAUCUAAGGAAUGAAAAUGAGCCACCAUUUUCAAACGCCUUUAUUCCUGAUAUAGAAUUGCCUACAGCUUAUGAUUGGCGUCAGAAAAACGUGGUGACUAAGGUAAAAAAUCAAGGAAUGUGCGGAAGUUGUUGGGCCUUUAGUACGACCGGCAACAUCGAGGGCCAAUAUGCCAUUAAAUAUGGGAAGUUACUAGAGUUUUCUGAGCAGGAACUUGUGGAUUGUGAUAAAUUGGAUGAGGGCUGUAAUGGUGGCCUGAUGGACAAUGCAUAUAGGACCAUAGAGCAACUGGGAGGACUAGAAACCGAAUCCGACUAUCCGUAUGAGGGCGACGAUGAGAAAUGUCACUUCGUUAAAAGCGAAGCCUGCGUACAGCUAAGCGGAGCGCUGAACAUAAGCCACAAUGAAGUCGAUAUGGCCAAGUGGCUUGUUAAAAACGGACCCAUCUCGAUAGCCAUAAACGCGAAUGCGAUGCAGUUUUAUUUCGGAGGUGUGUCGCAUCCUUGGAAAGCAUUGUGCAAUCCUAAGAGUUUGGAUCAUGGAGUGCUUAUCGUGGGAUAUGGCGUAGACAACUAUCCUAAGUUUAAUAAAACUCUCCCGUUCUGGAUUGUGAAAAAUUCUUGGGGCACCUCUUGGGGCGAACAAGGAUAUUACAGAGUAUACAGAGGCGACGGAACAUGUGGCCUAAAUCAAACUCCGUCUAGUGCCAUAGUAGCAUGAAUAAUUCAAAAUAUAAAUUCAAAAUCAAAAUUACAGAGGUAAAAAUCUAUUUAUCUAUAUCAUUCUUCGAAUAUAUUGUGAUACUUGCUUCUACUAAUUAAAACUAACAACAAUAAUGUAGAUUAUAGGUAGAAAAGAUUAUCUUUAGAUUUAGUUGUGUUGUAUGACUGAAAAAUUUUGACAUUUAUCGCAAAUAUAGAACUAGAAAAGGGAUGUAAUUAUAGAAAAAUAUUUAUACUUGGUACAAAAUUAUAUACCUACUAUUUUAUAAAUAUUUAUGAUUGUACUUCGGUGUGGAAUCGAAAAAAUUGAUUUUCCGGAAUUUGGAGCAUAGAAAAUUUUCAUUUAUACAGGCUAUUGGCAAUUGAACUUAACUAUACACCACCAUCUUGUGGCCAAUUAUUGAAAUAGUACAAGGCAAUCGGUUUUGGCAGUUUUAUUGGUGAUUGGAGGCAGGACAUUCAAAGUAUGUGAAAAUUUGAUUAUAUUUUUCAGUUUCUGAUUAUUUAAAUAUGAUAAUUAAUUAAUUAAAAAAAAAACGCAUAAGCAUCAUGUUCCAUGUUUUGGCUAAGCACUAACUUCUACCACACUUUUCCUCUGCGACUUUUCUCGAUACAAUUUUAGAGAUUUACAAUUACAAGAAUAAAACGAAAAAUAAAUUUUUUUUCAUC